AUGAGCAUCACGGACGUGCUCAGCGCUGACGACAUCGCAGCUGCCCUGCAGGAAUGCCAAGACCCAGAUACUUUUGAACCCCAAAAAUUCUUCCAGACAUCAGGCCUCUCCAAGAUGUCGGCCAGUCAGGUGAAGGACGUCUUCCGGUUCUUAGACAAUGACCAGAGCGGAUACCUGGAUGAAGACGAGCUUAAGUUUUUCCUCCAGAAGUUCGAGAGUGGUGCUAGAGAACUGACCGAGUCAGAGACCAAGUCCCUGAUGGCCGCUGCAGACAAUGAUGGAGAUGGAAAAAUCGGGGCUGACGAAUUCCAGGAAAUGGUGCACUCUUAG
Molecule: messenger RNA, 330 nt
Organism: Lepus europaeus (European hare)
Lineage: Eukaryota; Metazoa; Chordata; Mammalia; Lagomorpha; Leporidae
Gene: OCM2
Product: oncomodulin 2
Exons: 4
Coding region: 1-330 (109 amino acids)
Cellular component (GO): nucleus; cytoplasm
Molecular function (GO): calcium ion binding
Source: RefSeq, a predicted model, not a curated record